AUGCGGAUGUGCAUUGAUUACCGCCAGUUGAACAAAGUCACCAUCAAGAACAAGUAUCCAUUGCCCCGUAUUGAUGAUUUGUUUGACCAGCUGCAGGGUGCUAGGGUGUUCUCUAAAAUUUACCUGAGGUCAGGGUAUCAUCAGCUGAAGAUUCGGGAUUCAGAUGUCCCGGAGACCGCAUUCAGAACUAGAUAUGGCCACUAUGAGUUCCUGGUGAUGUCAUUUGGCUUGACUAAUGCUCCAGCGGCAUUUAUGGACUUGAUGAACAGGGUGUUCAGGCCCUAUAUUGAUUCCUUUGUUAUCGUCUUCAUUGACGAUAUCUUGAUAUACUCGCAUAGCCUGGGGGAGCACGAGCAGCAUUUGAGAGUAGUGCUUCAGACCUUGCGAGAGCAGAAGCUUUAUGCUAAGUUCUCC
Molecule: messenger RNA, 414 nt
Organism: Nicotiana attenuata
Lineage: Eukaryota; Viridiplantae; Streptophyta; Magnoliopsida; Solanales; Solanaceae
Product: RNA-directed DNA polymerase homolog
Exons: 1
Source: RefSeq, a predicted model, not a curated record